Molecule: messenger RNA, 3446 nt
Organism: Vitrella brassicaformis
Lineage: Eukaryota; Vitrellaceae
Source: the annotation of a GenBank genome assembly
CUGUCGUUCCGUUGGCCGUGUGGACAAUCAAUCGUGAGAGUGUGUGUGUGGACACAUUCAUUCAUCCAGGCGGACUGACUGACGAAAUGGUAUGGUGUGUGUAGGUGUGUAGGUUAGGUAGUAGUAAUUACUCGAGUGAGUGAGUGAUGUGAUGCCCCCGUCUCUCGUCCAUCACAUCAAUCAUAUCAUAUCAUCAUGACAGUCGCACCGCACAGACCGACAACCGCGUGUGAGCAAGCAAUCGCGUGGCGUGGCGUGACAGGCAGGCAGGCAGGCGAACAAACCAAUCUCGAUAAAUAAGGCAGACAGGCAGGCAGGCAGACAAUCAGUCAACAAGACAGCCGAACGGGCAGGCAAGCGGACAGACAAGCAAGUGCGUAAGAGUGUGCGUGUGUGUGUGCGUCUCAUCAGAAUACGAGUGGCGGCAGCUCAGCAGGAGGUGUGGCUGUGGUCUUGACGAGACGCGCGAGGCGAAAUGCCUUCCGGUACAUCGCCUGAUCGAUCGGCCGACCCACCCCACCCAUCACAUGAAGACACACGCAGGGUGAGCAAAGGAGACAUGACGAAAUUCGCUCAUCAGUCAGUGGCGAGGGACGUACGUACCUUGAGGUGCACGAUCCUGUAGUGCGGAAAGUCGGGAUCGUUCUCGAUGUCCAGCCCCGGCACGGCACACCGACGAAUGCGAUUCACAAACCGCUCAAACCUAAAACACCCAAGACACACACACACGACACUCACUGUCUCUGUCUCUUCCAGCCGUUCACUCCCCCCUCCCUCCCUCCUCCCGCUUAUUUACUUACUGUGCCGAUUUCCUCCUGAGGUCGUCUUUCAUGUCUGACAGCCACUCCGGAUCCACAUCCAUCACAGACGUCCCAGACGACAGACUGAAGCCGGAACUGCGCGAGGGGCUGGAGACCGGCAGCCUGCUGGUGGCAGCGGUGGUGGUGGCGGCGUGGGGUGUGGCGGCCGCUGCGGCCGCACGGGCGUCCGAGAGGCGCUGGUGUGCACUGGGCGGCCCCCUGAGGAUCUUCCACACCGCGGUCACGUAGUUGCGCACCAGGGCUGUGUUGACGAACCUGACAGACAGACAGACAAAGCAUAACACGCAAGCCAAGCGUCAGUUAGAUGAUGCGAUUGACAAGAAAUUGUCUGUUUGCUUGUUGAGAUGUGCUGUACGUGCGGCGUUCCUCAGGGCUCUCAGCGGUCUUGAACUUCAUCUCGCCUCCCUCGAGGAAGGCGUCGACGUCCUCGCCCCUCUCCUCCCUCUCCACCAUCUCGGCCAGGUCGAGGUCAAACACCUGCUCGGCCGCCAGCGCUAAGGAGCACGCCUGCAGCAUCUCAUUGACGCCGUCCUCCAGAUGGUCCAGCAGCGCCGUCAGCUUGAUCAGCAGCACCGCCACCAUCGCCUUGAUCUUGCACCCACACAGACACGAGCAUGACCUCUCCGGCGAUGGCGUGACGUCCUCGGGGUCUUCCCCGUCCUCCGCUCUCCUCCCCUUGCCCACCCCACAUUCGCAUGGGCAGGAGCAGUCGACGGGCGGCAGGUCGACCAUCCCAUCGGCCCCCGCACACGACGACGCCGACUCGUCGCCGUCAUCGUUCCACCUGCGUCUGUCCUUCGCCUUGCCCUCGGGAAAGAAGCUCAGCCCAAAGACAGUCGGGCAGCAGUCGAGCGAAGGGGACUCCUGCGGCCCUUCGGACAUGUGCAGCCGCACCGUCGUCCGGAAGCUCUUCUGCCGGCUGGUGGGGGUGGAGGUGGGCCGGCCGGGACCCUCCGCGAUGCUCACGGCCACCGAGGUCGACACGAUCCGCAAAAGGCCUUGGGUGGUGGUUGGGGGCUUGAUGAUGCGCAGCUGGAGCAGCCUGCGAGCGGGGUAGGGGCAGGGAGGGGCGUCGGGGGAGAGAGAGGGGGACGGAGGGGGGACGGGAGAGAUGGUCACCUCGCUGCACUCCCUUGUGCGGCCGAUGGGCAGGGUCAGCCGUGGUCCGAACGAUGCAGAUGUGGUGGAUGGCAGCCACGCCUCGGCCGUCGAGAUGGCCUCGCCGGCCAGAUCGAUGUCGAACUCCAGCAUGGUGCUGUAGCUGUCCUUGCUGCCGCGGGAGAGGGCCCUGACCAUCUGGUGGUGGCCCUUGGCCUCGCUCGCCUCGUACACCUCCACGUGAGCCGACGACGGGUCGCCCUCGCCAUCGGAGAUGACGACGAGGAACACGAGGGUCUCGGGGACCUCCUCGGUGCCCUCCACUGCGGCCUCCUUGAAGUAGGCGGAUGUGGCCAGCACCCCGUCGACCGCCUGUGCCACCACCCCCUGGAUCUCGCCAUCGAUGUCGUCAUCGAGAGUGGAUGGGAAGUCCCACGCCCGGCUGGAGUUGGACCGCUCUGCGUCCGAGUCGCCGUCGUCCUCCUGGUCUGUCGCCCCGAUGCGUGUGCUAUCGUCGCCCGUGGCCGUCUUGCCCGACACGCUCCCCGCCGGCGUGUCCUUGGAGCAUGGCGGCUGCAGGGUGGUUAAAGAGUUGGAGCUCAGCGAUGACUGCCGGGGUAGGGGUUGGGGGUGGGAGCCCGGCAGACGUCCUGUGGCCUCGCCCCCGUCGCUCUCUUCCUCCCCAGCCUUGAGGUAUGCGUCGAGGUCCAUGGUGUGUGGCGGUUUCUGGACGUCGAUCGUCAUCUCGAGCGACUUCUGGGGGGCGGAGGAGGGGUCGCUCGACUGCGGGGACAGGUUGUCGGGGCCGUACGAGGCGCGCGCCUUCAUCGUCCGGUCGCCGUCAGCGAUGCACCGGAAGCGGUUGCCUCGCUGCAUCGUCUCCCGCACAUAGCUUGCCAUCUUGUCGUGGCGCGCAAACACAUCCGUCAGGGAGAAGCGGGGAAUCGGCGAAGGGGCGUGAUGAUCACCUUCAGGCCUGAUCGCGCUCCCCGCCCUGGCCGGCAGGAAGCUGAGCAUGGUGCUCGCGGCUGUCGACGUCGAUGUGUCCACUGGCGUGUGGAGCAGCUCCCCAAGACGCUGCAAGUUGCGCUCGAGGCCUUGAUAGUCUAUUCCUCCCUCAACCCUCUGCACAUAAUUCCCCUCCGCAAGCUCACUGGAAACACACACACACACGCCCACACACAGACGAUCCAAUCCGGCAAGUGCGUACCCCACAUAGGUCUGAGCUAUGGCAGGCGCGCGCACCGACCGUUCGAGGGCGUCAUGAAGGGGCGGCAGGAUGGGGUCGAGUGAUGGUGAGGCUGUCUUGAUGUGACUCGGCUCCGGCUCCGGCGACAAGGGCGAGUGGGCCCGGUCUGCCGGGCUGUAAUCUUGCAUCCUCCGGUUGGUUGUGCGGCUGUUGACGCCAGAGAACGUGUGGCCUCUGCGGAAGAGCGGCAUUGCGGGCCUCCCGCCGCCAGAUCUCUGCCCCUCGACUCCUCCAGAGCGAUGCAGACCUAGCCCUGAGACCUCUGCGCCACCGCAAGC